This is a messenger RNA of Brassica oleracea var. oleracea, 525 nucleotides long. RefSeq names its product glutathione S-transferase T2-like. The record is from RefSeq and is a predicted model, not a curated record. NCBI's taxonomy places the organism in Eukaryota, Viridiplantae, Streptophyta, Magnoliopsida, Brassicales, Brassicaceae. The transcript has a single exon. Bases 1 to 525 code for a protein of 174 amino acids.
AUGCAUUGCAAGCAAUGUUGGCACAAGAUCAAUGAUCUUGUGUGCAAAUUCUGUGGCGCCUACGAAGCUGCAAGCAGGGAGAAGACCAGCGGUCAAAACGAGAAUGAUGUGCUCAAAUUAGCACAUCAAAUAUUCUACACGAACCAUAACAAGAAAUUCUUCCUCGAAUAUGCUUGGAAAGAGCCGAGGAAUGACCAGAAGUGGUGUGAGGCAGUGUUUGCUAAAAACGAAGGAAGUUCUAAAAAAAGAAAGUAUGAAGACGGUGGAGAUUCUUCAAGCUCUCAACCAACUGACAUGAAGCGUCCACCCGGUGUAAAAGCGUCAAAGGCCCGUGGUAAGAAGCCAGUGGCUGAGGAGAAAGCGAUGAAGGAGUUUGAGACAAUGUGGUCACAACAUGAUCUCGCCCAGAAAGAACGCUUGUCUAAGAUGAGACUACUGGACAGUCUGAUCGUCAAGAAAGAACCUCUCGUUGAGUAUGAAGAAGAGCUCAAGAAGAAGCUGAUUAAUGAGUUAUUGUUGUCUUAG